CGGCGGCAAACGGGGCCCUCGGCGACAGCGACGAGGGGCGGCGGCAGCAGCAGGCGCAGCAGCAGGCGGCGCCCUCCCUCAGCAUGGUGAAGCUCACAAAGUCCAAGACCUUCCAGGCGUACCUGCCCAACUGCCACCGCAAGUACAGCUGCGUGCACUGCCGCGCGCACCUGGCCAACCACGACGAGCUCAUCUCCAAGUCCUUCCAAGGGAGCCAAGGAAGGGCGUAUUUGUUCAACUCUGUAGUGAACGUGGGCUGCGGGCCGGCAGAGGAGCGGGUUCUGUUGACCGGGCUGCACGCGGUCGCCGACAUCUACUGCGAAAACUGCAAAACCACCCUGGGCUGGAAAUACGAGCACGCGUUCGAGAGCAGUCAGAAGUACAAGGAGGGUAAGUACAUCAUCGAGCUGGCGCACAUGAUCAAGGACAAUGGCUGGGACUGAGCCUCCCCUCCGCCCACCACUUCGGUCAGCAGUCACUUCAGAGCCCCCCCCCCUCCUCCCCCCGGC
Lethenteron reissneri (Far Eastern brook lamprey) is the source of this 509-nucleotide messenger RNA. Its product is annotated as protein yippee-like 1. The record is from RefSeq and is a predicted model, not a curated record. NCBI's taxonomy places the organism in Eukaryota, Metazoa, Chordata, Hyperoartia, Petromyzontiformes, Petromyzontidae.